AUGGCCGGAAAAUCAACUUCGACACCGGAAACAUAUUCGCCGUCUCUGACCGGUCAGAGGAGGAAAAGGCCUCCCGUAAUCACCGGCUCGGAUUGGGUCCGACCUGACGGCCGCAGCCUCCACCAGUGCCGCCCUGCCUUUCUGAGGACUGGGGCGGUGAAUUCUGCAUCAGGGUCUGCUUACGCAGAGUUUGGAAACACCAAGGUCAUUGUAUCUGUAUUUGGUCCUAGGGAAAGUAAAAAAGCAAUGAUGUAUAGUGACACAGGGAGGUUGAAUUGUAAUGUUAGUUAUACAACUUUUUCCACUCCAGUUCGCGGGCAGGCUCCAGAAACUAAGGACCUUUCCUCAAUGCUCCACAAGGCGUUGGAAGGUGCCAUUAUACUGAAAUCUUUCCCUAAGACGACUGUUGAUGUAUUUGCUUUGGUAUUGGAGUCCGGAGGAAGCGAUCUCCCAGUGAUCACGACAUGUGCCAGUCUUGCUCUAGCUGAUGCUGGGAUCAUGUUAUAUGACAUUAUUACCUCCGUGUCUGUGUCAUGUCUCGCGCAUAAUAUUCUAAUCGACCCUGUUUCGGAAGAAGAAAGUUACCAGGAUGGGAGCCUGAUGAUAACUUGCAUGCCAUCACGUAAUGAGGUCACACAGAUGACCGUCACAGGAGAGUGGUCAACGCCAAAGAUAAAUGAGGCAAUGCAGUUAUGCCUGGAUGCUUGUUCCAAGCUAGGGAAGAUCAUUAGGUCUUGUCUAAAAGAAGCUGCUUUUGCUUCACAUGAUUAG
Molecule: messenger RNA, 771 nt
Organism: Striga hermonthica
Lineage: Eukaryota; Viridiplantae; Streptophyta; Magnoliopsida; Lamiales; Orobanchaceae
Source: the annotation of a GenBank genome assembly